Messenger RNA from Quercus lobata, 1225 nucleotides. Its product is annotated as chromatin remodeling protein SHL-like. The transcript is spliced from 6 exons. Gene Ontology annotation, molecular function: chromatin binding. The record is from RefSeq and is a predicted model, not a curated record. Bases 89 to 727 code for a protein of 212 amino acids. NCBI's taxonomy places the organism in Eukaryota, Viridiplantae, Streptophyta, Magnoliopsida, Fagales, Fagaceae.
AAUAAUAUUUUUUUCCUGGUUUUUCUCGCUCAAAAUUCUCUCAAUAUCUUCUCUCUCUCUCUCACUCAGACAAACAAAAAGCACUCCAAUGGCAAAACCAAAAGCUCCGAGACGAACCCUUGACUCUUACACAGUCAAACACAUCAACAAAACCGUCAAAGCCGGAGACUGCGUGCUGAUGCGGCCGUCGGAUCCGGCGAAGCCAUCGUACGUGGCGAAGAUCGAGCGGAUCGAAGCGGACGGUCGUGGAACCAACGUGAAGGUUCACGUGAGGUGGUAUUACCGGCCGGAGGAGUCGAUCGGUGGCCGGAGACAGUUCCAUGGAUCGAAGGAGGUGUUUCUAUCGGACCACUACGAUUUGCAGAGCGCCGACACGAUUGAAGGGAAGUGCACGGUGCAUAGCUUCAAGAGCUACACGAAGCUUGACGCCGUUGGAAACGACGACUUCUUCUGUCGUUUCGAGUACAAUUCUUCUACUGGUGCUUUCAAUCCUGACCGUGUCGCCGUGUAUUGCAAGUGUGAGAUGCCUUACAACCCUGAUGACCUAAUGGUUCAGUGUGAAGGCUGUAGUGAUUGGUUUCAUCCUGCUUGUAUCAACAUGUCUGCGGAGGAAGCAAAACGACUUGAUCAUUUCUACUGUGAAAAUUGUUCCUCUGAAGGUCAGAAGAAGUUGCAGAAUUCUCAUACCGCUUCGAGACAUUUGGAUACAAAGAUAGGCAUGGUAUGAAGGAUGCUUCGAUUCAAGGGUGGAAACAAAACGGCGCCGGAGGUGACAUUGUGUAUAAACAUAUGGUAGAAUUAUAAAGAAGGAACUGGAGCUUCUUUCUCUUGUAGUCAAUGUGUAGCUUCAAGCAAAUACGGAGGCUGUAUCUGCACCACAGUAUUUGCGGCUGAGAGGGUUCAAAAAAAAACCUGUGGUCAUCUUAUCAAAAAAAAAAAAAAAACUGUGGUCAUAUCUAUUUGGUUAGAGGAUGAUUCCCCCUUUUACUUAGAAGGUCGAGGAUAUGUUUGGUUGUCCUUAAUCAUGUAACAUAAUCUCUCUCUCUCUCUCUCUCUCUCUCAAGUUUCUUGUGCUUAGGAACGUGUAUAGUCAAGGGUAUUCACAACUUAAUUUAAGAGCAAUAGAUACGGGUUUUUUCAUGUAUCUACUGUGGCAUAUAUUGUCUUGGACCUUGGUGGUCAAACCUGCAAAUGUAUGAGAUGUUAAUUUAGAACCUCUGAUCAA